This is a messenger RNA of Drosophila willistoni, 580 nucleotides long. RefSeq names its product kunitz-type serine protease inhibitor nigrescinin-2. The record is from RefSeq and is a predicted model, not a curated record. The coding region runs from base 34 to 375 and encodes 113 amino acids. Gene Ontology annotation, molecular function: serine-type endopeptidase inhibitor activity. NCBI's taxonomy places the organism in Eukaryota, Metazoa, Arthropoda, Insecta, Diptera, Drosophilidae. The transcript has a single exon.
UGGAAAAACACAACAAAAACAAAGGAAAACAAAAUGUGCGAUCGUAAAUUAAGCUGUGUAGUUGUGCCGCUACUUUUAAUCCUCAUGCUGGUCAAUAAUCUAUCAGAAGCUCGUCCCAUGGAUCUGUACGAUGAUGUUAGUGAAUUUUUCGAUGCCAUCUCCCUGGAUGAUGUGGCCAACACGGGACGCAACACCCAUCCGGAGCAAUUCUGUCUGAUGCCAGCACGCAAAGGUGUCUGCCGUGCUUUGAUUCCACGUUGGCGCUACGAUCCGGAGCAGAAAAAAUGCGUUGAAUUCAAAUUCGGUGGCUGUGACGGCAAUGAGAACAAUUUUGCCAGUUACAAGGAUUGCAUGUCCACCUGCGAGGGCAUGUAGGGAGCAUGUAGGCAGCAUGUGAGGAGAAGGAGGUGUUGCCAAAGGCGACCUCUGAAAAGUAGCGAACCAAAGGCAGCAUUUACACACACACACAGACACACACACACACAACAUCAUUACCAUUUUCUUUACACAUAUUUAUAAAGUUUUCGCUUUAGUUACAAAUUUGAUUUUUAAUUUCAUGCAUCAUUUCUUGUACCUUGUU